AUGGAGAAGUUUCUUGUGAAAUUUAACCAUUCUCAAGCAAGUUCUAGUACGAAUGUCAAUCCUUCUAGUCUUAUAGAUGACCUUAAUUUAGAUUCACUUGAAGCCGAUCCAGGAAAAAGGGUACCAAUUGCUCACUAUAACCUUCAAAUAAAGGAUGAAGUGAGGAAACAUUAUAUUCAAAAAGGGCCUUGUCAACCAAAAAUGGAUUCAUAUCCUCCAACUGAAAUUGGAAAAAGAAUGCGUCAAUUUUGUAAAAUUUGGUUUGAAGGUCCAUAUUCUAAAUGGUUGGAGUAUAGCGUGGAGAAAGAUUCUGUCUAUUGUCUAUGUUGUUAUUUAUUCAAAGAUGAUUUUUUCCAUGGAAGUACAAGUGAGUUUUACACAAAAACGGGUUUUAGGAGUUGGAAUACUGCACUUGAAAGAUUCUGUAAACAUGUUGGUGAUGUUAAUAGUAUUCAUGACAAAUGUUUCAACAAGAUGCUAGAUUUGUCAAAUCAUCAUCAAUCAAUUCAAGUUGUUAUUGAUAAGCAUUCUCAAAAGUUAAAAAAUGAGUAUCGAAUGCGUUUGGAAGCCUCAAUUGAUGUGUCAAGACUUCUUUUGCAAUAUGGAUUACCUUUUCGAGGUCACGAUGAAAGUGAAUUUUCAAUUAAUCAAGGCUUCUUAUUUCUAGGAUUUUUGCGAUGGCACGGGGACAAACAUCCGGAUGUUGGAAAAGUGAUAUUGGAAAAUGCCCCACAAAAUGAUACGUCGACUUGUCCUAUGAUUCAAAAAGAUAUUGCCAAUGCUUGUGCAAAAGAAACAUUGAAAGCAAUAAUUGGGGACUUGAAUGGAGAUUACUUUGGUAUAUUAGUUGAUGAGUCAAAAGACAUCUCUCACAAAGAACAAAUGGCUCUUGUUUUGCGUUUUGUUAAUAAGAAUGGUGAAGUAGUUGAACGAUUUAUCGGUCUUGUCCAUGUUAGUGAUACAUCGGCAUGUUCAUUGAAGAAAACGAUUUAUUUUUUGCUUUCCGUUCACUCACUAAGUCCAUCCAAAAUACGUGGACAAGGUUAUGAUGGGGCUAACUUUUUUGAUCAUGUUAGUAAUGUGUUAAAUGUUGUUGGAGGAUCUUUCAAGCGUAGAGACUUACUUCGUGAUCACCAAGCCAAAAAGUUAGAGCAAUUAUUUGAAUCCGGUGAAGUUCAAAAAGGCCAAGGAUUACAUCAAGAACGUGGGCUUCAAAGACCAGGUGAUACUCGUUGGGGAUCACAUUUCAAAACUUUAGAUAACUUUAUUGUUAUUUUCUCAUCUAUUGUUCAUGUUCUUGAAGUGAUUGAACUUGAAGGGUCCACAUCAAGUGAUAGAAAUCAAGCGGAGUAUCUUUUGACAAAGAUUAAAACAUUUAAAUUUAUUUUUGUGCUUCACUUGAUGUUGAAAGUGUUGGCAAUGUCAAAUGAGUUGAGUAAGAUUUUACAAAAAAAAGAUCAAGAUAUUGUUAAUGCCGUGGAGUUUCUUAAUAUUACAAAGAAAAGAUUGCAAGAUAUGAGGGAAAAUGGAUGGGAAUCUUUGUUGGAUGAUGUUUCCUCAUUUUGUGAUGUGCAUGAUAUCUUGAUUCCCAAGUUGGAUGAGUCUUAUUUUCCCGGAAAGUCAAAACGUAAGUCUUCGGGUGUUAGUUAUGCGCACCACUUGCGUGUUGAAGUCUUUUUUGCUGUCAUUGAUGUGCAACUUCAAGAACUUAAUGACCGUUUUGAUGUAGUGAGUAGUGAUUUGCUUCUUGGGAUGGGUAGCUUGAAUCCGGUCAAUUCUUUCUCAAAUUUUGACAAAGGUAAAAUCAUGACUUUAGCAAAGUGUUAUCCAAGUGAGUUUGAUGAUGGAAAAAUUCGAGAUUUGAGCUAUCAACUCGAUACUUUCAUUAUUCAUAUGCGAAGUGGUAAUCCCAAGUUCUCCAACUUGCAAGGAAUUCGUGAUUUGGCGAAGGCAUUGGUUGAAGCAAAUCUUGCGGAGACUUAUUCACUUGUUUAUUUACUUGUAAAGUUGACUUUGAUUUUACCUGUUGCUACGGCAACUGUGGAGAGAGCAUUUUCGUCAAUGAAGCACAUAAAAAAUGAAGUGCGGAAUAGUAUUGGUAAUCAAUAUUUAAAUGAUUGUCUAGUGUGUUACAUAGAGCGUGAUGUGUUUAUAAAUGUUAGUAAUGAUGUCAUUAUCGAUCGUUUUCAGAAUAUGAAAACUCGUCGAGGACAAUUGUAA
Messenger RNA from Solanum stenotomum, 2220 nucleotides. RefSeq lists its product as uncharacterized. The record is from RefSeq and is a predicted model, not a curated record. Bases 1 to 2220 code for a protein of 739 amino acids. The transcript is spliced from 2 exons. NCBI's taxonomy places the organism in Eukaryota, Viridiplantae, Streptophyta, Magnoliopsida, Solanales, Solanaceae.